AUGGCUAUUAUAACUUUACUGCUGUUGGGUGUUGUCGGAUCUGCAUUUUGUCAUGGCCCAUAUGGUGGUGGAGGCGGUGGAGGGUACAGUGGUGGAUAUGGCCGUGGUGGUGGUGGCGGCGGUGGUGGCAGAGGAUUUGGAUUAGGUGGUGGUGGUGGUGGACUAUUGAUAUUAGGCGGAGGAGGCGGAGGAGGAGGAGGAGGGGGAGGAAAGAAAGGUGGUCAAGUAUGGUGUACCUGUCGUAAAGGGCUGUGUUUUAAAGGAGAAUUUGUUUUGGACAAGUAUUGCAGACUAACACCCUUAUUCCGAGGGAAAUGGACUACAUGCUGUAAGGUGUUACCAAACAGUGUAACUAGUCGUAGUUCCGGAGGAGGCGGUGGUGGAGCUGGAUUCGGCGGCGGUGCAGGAAUCGGUGGCGGAGCUGUUAUCGUAGUUGGAUCUGGAGGUGGUGGAGGAGGUGGAGGAUCUGGAUAUGGAGGUGGAUCUGGAUAUGGUGGCAGAAAAGGAAGUACAUACUGA
This is a messenger RNA of Mytilus trossulus (common blue mussel), 519 nucleotides long. RefSeq lists its product as uncharacterized. The transcript is spliced from 2 exons. NCBI's taxonomy places the organism in Eukaryota, Metazoa, Mollusca, Bivalvia, Mytilida, Mytilidae. Bases 1 to 519 code for a protein of 172 amino acids. The record is from RefSeq and is a predicted model, not a curated record.